This is a messenger RNA of Schizophyllum commune H4-8, 1230 nucleotides long. RefSeq lists its product as uncharacterized. The record is from RefSeq and is a predicted model, not a curated record. The coding region runs from base 1 to 1230 and encodes 409 amino acids. NCBI's taxonomy places the organism in Eukaryota, Fungi, Basidiomycota, Agaricomycetes, Agaricales, Schizophyllaceae. The transcript has 5 exons.
AUGCCAUUUCUCUCUCCCAUUCCCGGAUCCUAUGCCGUCAUCUCCCUCGAUCCUGUGGCCUCUUACAAAGGCCUGAACGAUCCCAUUGUCGCGGAGGCGUGCCAGAAAAUAAGCUGUGGCAAGUAUAUUGCUUGUCUAACGCAGCUCAAUGUGUCGCUGCAGCCGGUCAACAUGAUGGCCAUGGCGCUAAGAUACUGCCCGUACAGAAUCGAUCUUGUUGUCGAGGGUCUGCCUCCGGACGACCCUGACAGAUUCUAUCAUCACGCCAUGUCACUUCCAAUCUUGCCCAACUCCCUUCACCCAAUGGACCGUCGCCCAAUCCAGGCCACUCCUCCUUUGCCAUGGGAUGGGUGCUAUCACGCCGUCCAUUAUCACGCAAAGGUGCGCUGUCCAAUGGGCAAGUCUCAGAAGGACCCUCAGAGCUACCUUUCGCUCGAGGAGGCCGACAUACUUGACCGCUACAUACUGCAUGAUGACGGUCACGCUCUUGCGCAAGAACGAGCUCGGGAUGCAGGAUCUGGCGCUUCUUUUCCACCCGUCCCCGAGAUAUCUAAUGAGUUGCGCAUUGCGACCAAGCAUUCGACCCCAAAUACUUCUACGCCGACGCCUUGGUGGCUUCUUGAGAGUAGCUCCAGCACCGAUUCGGGCGAGUCGGCGAGCUCGGACUCGCACUCCGAGUUCUUCGAUACACCUUCUGGCGCCGAAUGUUCCUCCGCUACGCCCCUAGGCACCAGUGAGGAUGUCCGUGUGAUGGAGAUGAUCUUCAGUCCUGCCAUGCGUGCGGAACUCCUCCCUGUUGUGCAGUUCUCCUACGACUUGACGGAAUUCGACCGUCCGCCUGACCCCUCAGGAUUCUUCCAAGAGCUCUCACAGCUGAAGCGGAUUCUAGCGGACUACGACCAGCGCAAGGAGCAGAAGAGAGCGGAGCUGUUGAAGCAGGACGACGAGUACUACUCUCGACUGCGAGCGGAGAUUCCGCAGUCUAAGGCGCCGACGCGCCUCCGUCAAUUCAUAGGCCGGGUACGAGACGUUCGUGCGCACGACCUCAUGACCAGACUGCGCGAGGUUUGCCGCGUGAACCCUUACAGGCUGCGCCUGCACGUACACGUCCAGCGCGGACACGAUGGGACGCGCUUAUCCACGACGAGCUUUCUUAUUCGAGUUGAGAUUGUGAAUUUGACGGGGAGGGAACCGCACGUGGAUUCUCGUGCAGAGACCGUCUACAUUUAG